AACCCUGGAAACAAUCUUCAUGUCUCAAACUUAAGUCACCGUGUUGAUACGCGUGACCUUGAAGCGGUGUUCGCUAAAAUUGGCCGUGUCAAAAAGGCUUCUGUCAUGUACGACCCGCAUACCCGCGAGUCUCGUGGGUUCGGAUUCGUCACCAUGGAGACUUCUGAGGAGGCAGACGCUGCCAUCACUGCGCUCAAUGCGACUGAAAUCAUGGGGAAAAUUGCCACCGUAGAAAGA
Molecule: messenger RNA, 237 nt
Organism: Suillus fuscotomentosus
Lineage: Eukaryota; Fungi; Basidiomycota; Agaricomycetes; Boletales; Suillaceae
Exons: 2
Biological process (GO): positive regulation of mRNA splicing, via spliceosome
Cellular component (GO): spliceosomal complex
Molecular function (GO): RNA binding
Source: RefSeq, a predicted model, not a curated record